UCCGCCCCGCCCCGCCCCGCCCCCAUUCCGACCGACACAUGCCCCAUGAUUGGCUGAGCCUGGCCGGCGCAGGGCCGCAAUUGGAUCGGCGUGGCAGACCGGCGCUGAGCUUGCGCUGGUGAUGGAGGGAGCGCUGUUGAAAUGGACCAACUAUCUUUCAGGUUGGCAGCCACGAUACUUUGUAUUAGAAAAUGGCAUCCUCUCCUAUUAUGACUCUCAGGAUGAUGUGGGCAAAGGCAGCAAAGGCAGCAUCAAGAUGGCUGUAUGUGAAAUCAAAGUGCAUGCAACUGAUUCUACUCGUAUGGAGUUGGUCAUCCCAGGUGAGCAGUACUUCUACUUGAAGGCAGGAGGCGCUGCUGAAAGACAGAAAUGGCUGGUGGCUUUGGGCAGCUCCAAGGCCUGCCUCGGGGAUAGCAGAAGCCAGAAAGAAAAAGAUCUGGACAUAAGCAACGAGUCCCUCGGAAGAAAACUGUCUGAACUGCGUUUGUAUUGCGACGUGCUGACGCAGCAAGUGAUAGCUGUGCAGGAUGCAACCCAACCUCAAGAGAAUGGCUCUCCUUUGGACAUCCAGAAGAUGAAUGAAGCUUCGUCUUUAUUACGGGCAACCUGCAGUCAGUUCAUCUCUACCCUAGAAGAAUGCAUGAAGUUUGCAAAUACUCGUUUGGCUCCUGAACUGUAUCAUCCUUCAACGAUCCCAGAGCCUUCUGAUUUUGUCGGCACUAAACUUCCACAUUCCCAUCGGGUUAGACGUUCUAUGAGCCACACAGGCAUAGUUUCCUCUGACAGAGUGCUGGAGCCAGCUCGGAUCCCCUCGGUGCCUCCCAAGGGCACCGAGACUGUGCUGCGCAACUUGGAGGAGAUGGUGGUGUUCUGCUCACAGCAGUGGGGGCAGACAGGCUCCCAGUCCGGGAGUCCCCCCAGCACCAUAACUGAAGAGGCCGUCGGUAGAAGCCACCACCAGAUAACUGCAUGAGAUUGACCUGGGAGGAGAAAGGCAGUGAGUUGAUAAACCAUUGUUGGUUCAGGACUUCCCAGUGGACUCAGCUGUUGGCAACCAACCAGUGUCACCUGGAUCUUUUGGUGCUUUCUCAGCUCCUGGAAUCAGCUCGGUUGCUCUUGAACUGAAACAGUCCGUCUGGGGCUUCCUCCUCUAGCUUAGGAAUUACCUAAACAUUCUGGGUAUGGGCUCCUGCAAGACCAGCAGGCACCAAAGGGCCAGGUACCAGAGGCGGCAUCCGUUCUGUUUUUUUAUUUUUCCGGCUUGUGCUUGCCAGGGGUUGGGAGAAUGCAACCCAUAUAUUCCAAAAUAGACGUUGGCACCUAGGGGAUGGGUUGGGAAGAAGAAUAGGGAUUAGCUCUCCAGGCUAGGUUGGUAGGAAAGAAAAGAUUGCUCUCAAAAACAUGUAGGAAGAUUAGUAAUUUCAUACUGGACAAGUUAAGCAACCGCUUUCCCGGCGCUCCCCCCAAAUGUCUUAUGUUUGCAAUCGGCCAUCCGAGAUACUUUGAGUCUGUAGAAGGAUGGCCUGUUGCAGAGGCAGAACACGAAUCUUCUGUCCACAACACUGCUCAUGUUUUGCCUUCUGACAAUUGGAUGGGGGAGCCUUUUGGUCAGGACUUCAGUCUAGAUGCAAGCAGGGAUGAUCUUAGCGAGCUCCACUUCUUUUCUCAGCAGGAGCUUCUCCCCCGCUCAAACUUGGACUUCCCCACAGAGCUUGCUGACUAGGAUAGAGGAGCCCCUUGGAGCUCAUGAGAAUGCUCCUUGGUUCCUUGUUAGAGCAGCACAGAGCAAACAUCCAAGGUAACCGGAAAAGCAGCCUCUCUGGGCAUCUGAUUGGAAAGCGAAGUUUGGUUCCCUCACGGAUCAGUCGCUUGCCUUUUGCAUAAAAGGGUGAAGUCUUAGUCUUUCGGGAAUGCCUGCCCUCUUUUUUUUUUUUGUACAGACACCGGGCAGCCUCGUGGGCAUUUGCAUACACCUCUGUCUCUCACAGGAAGAGCCCAGCCCAGGACAACACUCUUAAUUUUGAAAAUGAAGACUUUAAUUUUGAAACGAACGCAGCGUGACGGCUAUCUGUUUUUUUUCCCCUGUGGGGUGGAUGUUGGCACCACUGGGGUUUUCCGCCAGAAGCAAAGCCAAAAACAAAACAAGCCUCUUUCAGGCUUGCCUGAUGUAGACACAGCAAACAAGGCGAACCUUGGUCUCUCACACGGCAAAGGAGGGGGGGAACGAGUUCAGGAACACCUGGAACUAAUCCCUGCCCGUCCCGAUGAACAGGUGGUUGCAGUUUUAUAUAAAGAAUUGUCGCAUCGCUGAAGCCCAGUGCAAAACUGAGAGGCAGGUGACUCAUAAUGGCAGAAACAAACUGGGAAACUAGGGUGCUAUUUCUGGCUCUCCUACUGUUCUUCCCUGCUGCCCCCCCCCCCUUCUUGAAGAGAUGUCUUGUUUGACUUGUGUUUAAUUUCUUUCCUGGGGCAUUUCAUGUAAUUAAACAAGGGCUAGAUUUUUCCAGAGGUUUAUUUCUAGUUAACCUGAGCAAGAAUCCACCAUUGCGUAACCAAAGCCAGGUAUCCUUCUGUUACUUUUCUGAGGAUCCCAGGAAGGGUGAGAAUCAGUUUGGGGUAAUGGUUACGGCAUCAGGCUAGAAACUGGAGGACUGUGAGUUCUAGUUCUGCUUUAGGCCCAAAGCCAGUUGGGGAUCUUGGGCCAAUCCUUCUCUCACAGCCCUAGGAAAGAGGCAAGGGCAAACCACUUUGGAAAAUCUGGCUAAGAAAACGGCAGAAAUUUAUCCAGGCAGUCACCAGGAAUCUACAUUGACUUGAAGGUUCCCACGCACACACAAAGGGUUGAAAAGAAAUUUCUACAAAGGGGACAACCUUCUUUGGCUGCAAACUACAAGCAUUGCCCACUGGCAGUGUGCUCAGGUGGCAUAGCGCCAUGUUGUGUAAUGGGGCAGGACACCCAGGAAUUAUAACGUUAAAGGAAAUGAUGGCCCCCAAAUCUUAGAAGCUACACCAAGACUUGUACAGUUUCAGUGAUUUUGUUGUCAUUUUUAUUUGAAAUCUUGUGAAAUCUCACACAAGAUCCAUUAAAUCUUAUCUUACUCGAUAGGUCAAUUUCGCAAGAUCCCACCUUUUUAUUUGAUUUUAGGAUACUGCUGGUGUCUUGACUAAGCCUGACUAAGAGUUGAGGUGGUCAGCAUUUGGACAGCUCCUCAUUUAAGAGCUAGGAAAUAUGUGCAGCACUAAUUUCAAAAGAAGGAAUUGUUCAUGAAAUGUUUGUGUACAGUAUUUGUAUAUUGGAGCUCUCUUAAUGCCAGUUUACUUUUUUAUUUGUCUGUCUUUAUAUGACUGCGCAUCUUACAAAGAGUGGCUCUGGAUAGUUACA
Thamnophis elegans (Western terrestrial garter snake) is the source of this 3382-nucleotide messenger RNA. Its product is annotated as pleckstrin homology domain-containing family A member 3-like. Bases 122 to 973 code for a protein of 283 amino acids. Lineage: Eukaryota; Metazoa; Chordata; Lepidosauria; Squamata; Natricidae. Gene Ontology annotation, cellular component: early endosome; trans-Golgi network; recycling endosome. The record is from RefSeq and is a predicted model, not a curated record. The transcript is spliced from 8 exons. Gene Ontology annotation, biological process: retrograde transport, endosome to Golgi; receptor recycling; endosome organization.